AUGGGUCUGCAGAGUUCCAAAAACCCCCAAACGAAGCAAGCCCGAAUUCUUCUUCUGGGACUUGAUUCAGCUGGGAAGUCUACUCUCCUUUAUAAAUUAAAGCUUGGUAAGGAUAUUACAACCAUCCCAACAAUAGGUUUCAAUGUGGAGAUGAUCAAGAUGGAAAAGAGUCUUUCGCUCACAGUCUGGGAUGUUGGAGGACAGGAAAAAAUGAGAACUUUUUGGGGUUGUUACUAUGAGAACACUGAUGGGCUGAUGUAUGUUGUGGACAGUACGGACAAACAGCGACUGGAAGACUCACGGAGAGAGUUUGAGCACAUUUUGAAGAAUGAACACAUUAAAAAUGUGCCUGUCGUCCUAUUAGCCAACAAACAAGAUGUGCCUGGAGCACUGACCGCCGAGGACAUUACCAGAAUGUUCAAAGUGAAGAAGCUCUGCAGUGACCGGAACUGGUAUGUGCAACCCUGCUGUGCCAUCACAGGGGACGGGCUGAUCGAGGGAUUCAGGAAAUUAACUGGAUUUGUGAAAAGCCACCUGAAAUCGAGAGGAGACGCUUUAGCAUUCUUCAAGCAGAACUGA
Molecule: messenger RNA, 579 nt
Organism: Galeopterus variegatus (Sunda flying lemur)
Lineage: Eukaryota; Metazoa; Chordata; Mammalia; Dermoptera; Cynocephalidae
Gene: ARL14
Product: ADP-ribosylation factor-like 14
Exons: 1
Coding region: 1-579 (192 amino acids)
Biological process (GO): intracellular protein transport; vesicle-mediated transport
Cellular component (GO): cytoplasm
Molecular function (GO): GTP binding; GTPase activity
Source: RefSeq, a predicted model, not a curated record